GUAUAUAUAUACAACUACUACUAUAUACAUAUACGUGUGUACAAAUGCUUUGUGUAUGUGCGCGAGUUUAAAUAGCGCACAACAACAACAACAGUUUAAGAUAUUUAGCAAGCCGUCUCUUCUUUUGAUACGCUUUUGCAACGAAGACAACAACGACAUCGGCGACAUUUGCACGCAGAAGCGAACAGUGUGGCAAAAUUGUUCAAAAGUGCAAACAAUUAAUGUGCCUGCCCAAGUUCGCACGUUCCGCGAAAGAGCGAACCACUGUGCGAGAAAUAAAAAUAAGUGGAACUGAAACGAGUGCCGAAUGAACGAAGCAAGCAAGCAGCAAAAUAAAAGAAAAUCCUAUAAAUAACAGCAAGAAAUAUUUAUCAAUAGCGGAAAGAGGAGGAAAAAUAUUUAAAGCAUUGAAAUUAAAGGGAUUAAAACGGAUACACCUCAACGAAGUGGAUAACGAAAAGAGUCAGGUGGAAUACCAUUGGGAAAAACAUAUUCACCAAAAUGGUUAAUUUCGAUAAAAUAUUUAACAGUGAAAGUGAAAACGGUUGAAGUUUCAAAGUAAAAGGAAAUAACUCUUACGCCAAAGAAUGCAAUAUUAAAUGCAUCAUUAGGUUAAGCUAUCAGGCAUUUUACAUUGACUGACAUUCGAGCGUAUUAAAACAAAAACUUAUGAGGGAGCAAGGCUCUCCGAGUAUGGUUGAAUUAAAUAUCAAAAAGUGAAAAUACAAAUAUUUAAAAAGUGUUAUCAGAGUGGUGAUUGAGAAGUGCAGUCGUAUAAAACUUAAUCAAAAGCACGGGCUAGUUGCUCAAUAGUAUACUUUUAAAGCAAGGGUUGUUCUAUGGGGUGCAUCCACUAGAGAAAUAUGGAAAAGCGGCUUAGCGACAGUCCCGGAGAUUGUCGCGUAACGAGAUCCACCAUGACGCCCACUCUGCGCCUGGAUCACACUUCCAGGCAAGAGCCUCUUCCGCAGCAGCCGGAUAACGGCCCAGCUGGAGCGCCUGGAAAGUCAAAGUCCCCCACUCCAUUGCCCGGUAAAUCACAGGCCGCACAGCACCACCAGUUCCGGGCUCCCCAGCAGCAGCAGGGCCCCAAAAAUCGGAACAAGGCCUGGAGCAAGAGGCAACACAAGGCAGGCGGGAAGCACAACCCCAGCGCCUGCGUCGGCGCAAGCAGUGCCCAGACCCAGUCUACAAGCUCCUCGGCCGUAGCCGCGACCCUCCUUCCCACGGCGGCGGCAGCCCACAAGGCGGAUCUCGAGAACAUCCAGAAUAUCCAAAACAAAAAUUUGACUGCCGGCGGUGGAGUCAACCAUCAUGGGAACGCCGGAACAGCGCAUCACGGCGGUGGCGGUGGUGCCGGCGCCCAUCACGCCGCAGCGGGUGGGCACCAUCACCAUCACAACACGAGGCUUGCGCAAAACGCUGCCGCUAGUGGGGCGAGCGGAGGAGGAGCCAUGCAACUCCAUAAGAAACUGUUGAGGGGUCACCAUCACCACGUGCUGUGCGCCGGAAACAAUGCUAACCACACGUGCUGCCUGGUCACGGGAUGCAAUGGCAGCUCUACCGGCGGAGCGGGCGUGGCAGGAAGCGGUGGCGCUGUCGCUGCAGCGGGGGGAGCGUCGUGCAAGGAAGCGCAGAGCUGCAAGGACACCAGCUCGCUGAGCGGCAACAGCAGCAUCGCAGGCAGCGCGGGAGCGGGCAACGCAGUGCACUAUUGCUGCGGCCGCUCCAAGUUCUUUUUGCCGGAAAAGCGGCUACGCAAGGAGGUGAUUGUGCCGCCCACCAAGUUCCUGCUGGGCGGCAACAUCUCCGAUCCACUUAACCUUAAUUCACUGCAGAACGAGAACACCUCGAAUGCCUCCUCCAGCAACAACACGCCGGCGACCACGCCCCGCCAGUCGCCCAUCACUACGCCUCCAAAGGUGGAGGUGAUCAUACCGCCCAACAUCCACGAUCCGCUGCACCUUCUGGAUCCCGUUGAUUCAAUGGAGUACGAGAAGCAGCUGACGUCACCGAUGAAACGUGGAGUGGGAGGCGGUGGGAUGCUUCACCACCGGCAGCACCACCAUCGCACGCGAAAGAACCGAAAGCGACGGCGCUUUGACUCCAACAACACCUCGCAUGCCGGCGAUGAAGCAGUAGUCGGAAGCGAGCUGACCGACGAACCGCCGCUGCCCACAGCCACCUCUUCGCUGGCGGCGUCGCCGGUGGCAGCGCCCGUUAACGUAGGCGGCAGCUUGCUGCUGAGCGAAUCCAUUGCUCCGGCCCCGGGCGAAACGGCGGAAACGGGCCAUCAGCAGGCGCAUGUGCACUCUCCGCAAUCGGCAUCGACGACAACGACCGCUGAGAUGCCGACGCCGACGCCGACGGAGGCAGCGGCGGCGACUGCGGCCGAGGAGCACAAGGAACAGGCAGCGCCAGCGCCGACUGCAACGUCAUCGCCACAGCGGCAGCAACAUGUGGCCGCUACAGCCGAGGAACCUCCCACUCCGGCCUCUUCCAGUGCCGCUGAGCCGCCGGCAGAGGAGCUGCUCCUUAGCUGUUCGGCCACGUCGGCCUCACUGGCGGUGGCUUCGACGCUGGCAGAGCGAAGGGCCAGCCGAGACCUGCGUCUGGACUUGUCAAGCACGUGCUACGGCGUCGGCGGCACGGGUCUGAGCUUCGGCGGCAGCAACGCGGCCAGCGUGGCUAUCAGCUCCGGGGGUGGUGGGAGGAAGAGGAAAAUUAGCGAGAGCAGCACUUCGCAAAAGAGCAAGAAAUUUCAUCGUCACGAUGCCAUGGACAAGAUUGUCAGUCCAGUGGUUCCGCAGCCAGGUGCCUGGAAGCGACCACCACGCAUCCUUCAGCCCAGCGGGGCCAGGAAGCCCAACUCCCGCCGAUCUACGUCCGUCAGUGAAUCGGAGCUGCUCAGUCCCGUGGAAGAGCAGCCGCCCAAGCAGCUGCCCCUCAUCGAUGUGGAGAUACCCCGUGAUGAUACGCCCGACUUGCCGGAUCAUGGGCUAGGCAGUCCGCUGAGCACUACUUCGGCGGCCACCUCGCACACGGCCGGCGAGCAGGAUUCUCUGGCCGGUGUGGACGUCAGCAUGGGGGAUGCUUCGGGGUCCGGCGGUAUGGGCAAGGCACCGCUGACCAGUAGUCUGACGCUGGAACCGACUAUGAUUCCCCCCAUGAAAAUGCUGCCAAAGUUUCGGGCCGAUGGAUUAAAGUACCGGUACGGAAACUUCGACCGCUACGUGGACUUUCGGCAGAUGAACGAGUUUCGAGACGUGCGCUUGCAGGUGUUCCAGCGCCACGUGGAACUGUUUGAGAACAAGGACAUUCUAGACAUUGGCUGCAAUGUUGGCCACAUGACCAUUACGGUGGCCAGACAUCUGGCACCAAAAACAAUUGUCGGUAUUGACAUUGAUCGAGAGCUUGUUGCCCGAGCCAGAAGAAAUCUGUCGAUCUUUGUGCGAAUUCCCACGGAGGAAAAGCUGUUAGAUGUCAAAGUAGAGCCAACGAUUGAGGCAAAAGCGGAGUUAAGUCCGCCAGGAAAAACGGAAAUCUCGGCGAAGGCUGAGGCAUCGGGAGCAGCUCACAAGAAAACGAGACGCGGCAAGAGACGACGCAAGGUGCACGAGGGAAUACAUCAUCAUCAUCACCACCAUCAUCAUGAUUUGGAACAGCUGCAACAGCAACAUAAGUUGAACUUGUUGCUUGUUAAGCCGCACGAAUUCUUUCCCAUUUCUUUCCCUCUGACUUACGGAGGUAUUCCCAAUGUUCUAUCAUCGAGCAAAUCGCCCAACAUGCUCGGGAACAAGAAUCCGUUUCCGGCAAACGUCUUCUUCAGACACACCAACUAUGUUCUCAAGGACGAGUCAUUGAUGGCCAGCGACUCCCAGCAAUACGAUCUCAUACUGUGUCUCUCGGUUACUAAGUGGAUCCAUCUCAACUUUGGAGACAACGGCUUGAAGAUGGCGUUUAAGCGAAUGUUUAACCAGCUGCGACCCGGGGGAAAACUUAUACUUGAAGCCCAAAACUGGGCCAGCUACAAGAAGAAAAAGAACCUAACGCCGGAAAUUUAUAACAACUACAAGCAGAUCGAGUUUUUUCCGAACAAGUUUCAUGAAUACUUGCUUAGUUCGGAGGUUGGAUUCAGCCACAGCUAUACGCUUGGCGUGCCUCGUCACAUGAACAAGGGCUUCUGCCGACCCAUACAGCUGUAUGCAAAAGGAGACUAUACCCCGAAUCAUGUCCGUUGGAGCGAUGCCUACUAUCCUCAGACGCCAUAUGAAGCAUAUCGGGGCAUUUACGCCACCCUGCCCGUUCAUCGGAUGGGCGGCGGUGGGAGCAGCGCAGGCGGAAGCAAUAGUGGGCACGCUCAAAUGCUGCACCUUAGCAGCUCCAGUCGGUCGCAGAACUAUGAUACGCCGCACUACGCAGGCAGCGCAUCGGGCUCGGCCAGUUGCAGACAGACUCCAAUGUACCAGCCCACCUACAACCCAUUGGAAACGGACUCAUACCAGCCCAGCUACGACAUGGAAUAUCUCAACCACAUGUACGUGUUCGCUUCGCCGCUUUAUCAGACCGUCUGGUCGCCUCCAGCUUCGCUGCGCAAGAGCAGCUCGCACACUCCGGUAUUUGGAAGCGUGCGCGAUGCAGAGCUGGACGGUGAUGGCAGUGGUGGUGGGGGCAGUGGUGGUGGAAGCUACCACCGCCACGUCUAUCCGCCAAACGACGACACUUGCUCGCCCAACGCAAACGCUUGUAAUGCGUUUAACUCGAUUCGGGAUGCGGACACAGACGAUUCUAACCAGCUGCCAGGGGGAAGUCGACGGCAUGUGUAUGCAACCAACUGCGGAGAGAGCUCCUCAUCGCCGCAGGUAAAUCACCACGAGGCGGUCGGCGAAUUUGUGGACGCUCUUAUGGACGAUGAACAGAAGUCUUCAACAGGCGGAGGAACUGGUGGCGCAGCUUAUUGUGAUCUGUCGGAUGCCUAGAAUAUGGAUCUUUUAGGCAGGGAAAAUGUGUCAAAAAGAAAAAGAACAAAAAAAAAGAAAAAGCUUAAGAAAACCCCAAAAAGUUUUCGUACAGAAAAAAUGUAAUGCAACCGUAAACCGAGACGCUUAUGAUUUUCUAUGGUAUAAUGUGCGUAUAUAUUUUUAUAUAUCGUAGUUUAAUGAAUGAAUAUAUACACAAAUAUAUACAGAUCUAUAUAUACAAUUGGAACAGAGAUGCAUGUGUUUAGAUUUAUUGCAUUCUUUAAUGUUACGGCUUACCAUUUUGCUAAAACGCUUUAUAGUGAGAACUUAAUUUGAUCCUGUUGGCAGUUGAAUUGUAAUCCUAGUUUUAAAUCCCCAAUAAGCAAUACAAAAAUAAACACGCUCUCACGUUUACAAAAUACAUAUACUGGCACACCCACCAACACUCACAUAUACGACAAGCUGUAGCUUUAACUAAUAUACUAAAUUGUGCUAAAAAUUGUUUAGGAAACCUAAAGAAUCCCAUGAAAUUCAACUAUUUUUGAUUAACAUUUUGGCAAAGCAAAACCUUAAAAAGCUGGAAGGAGUGUGAACAAAAACAUGAAAUAAGCAAACACAAUGGCAACAUAAGGAAAAAACAAUACAUUAUUAUACAUACUUGUAGGCAAGUGAGAG
Molecule: messenger RNA, 5636 nt
Organism: Drosophila erecta
Lineage: Eukaryota; Metazoa; Arthropoda; Insecta; Diptera; Drosophilidae
Gene: bin3
Product: probable RNA methyltransferase bin3
Exons: 7
Coding region: 864-4979 (1371 amino acids)
Biological process (GO): snRNA modification
Molecular function (GO): O-methyltransferase activity; snRNA binding; RNA methyltransferase activity
Source: RefSeq, a predicted model, not a curated record